CAUGUGAUGAGCCUCAGGUGUGUUGAUUGGAGGGCUGUUCUGUUAUUAUGCUGUACCAUGGCGACGGUUAAGAGAUGCUUUUCUGUUCAGGCUGUUCACGGCAGACAGCGUGUAUUAUAGUAGAGAGACAGUUGCGGGCAACGCGAUAAUUAAUUCCAGUUAGUUUUGUUCUGUUCUUACAACACCUGUCACAGUAGUCGACAUUGACGAUUCUCACCUUUUCAGGUGAAAUGAACUUACGGAUGAAGAACUUUUGUUUCUGUCUGGUUCUACUUGCAGUUCUUGCGGUGGGGGCUUAUGGAGCCUCCUGUGACGACUGCUUGGCGACGUACAAUGCUGCUACCAAGACAUGCACCGUGGCCAACGCCUUCAUCACGUGUAUGGAAGAUGCCGUGAACCCCGGAUGUCCAACAUCGACUGCCAACCUAGUCGGGUUCAUUGGACAACUUAGUUCCUGCUCUCUGACCACACUGUGUACGUGUCAAAAAGACCAUCUGGUACGAUGGUCCGAGUGGCACCACCACUCAAUGCGAGAGCGAGAAACAGAAGCUUGGAUGCAUUGGUGGAGUGACAGAUUUGGCGUGCGAUGCUUCUACCAAGGGACACACUAUUGCCACUUCCACAGACACAGACAUCACUAAUAUCGGAGGCUGUGCCGCU
Molecule: messenger RNA, 660 nt
Organism: Haliotis rubra (blacklip abalone)
Lineage: Eukaryota; Metazoa; Mollusca; Gastropoda; Lepetellida; Haliotidae
Exons: 6
Coding region: 231-641 (136 amino acids)
Source: RefSeq, a predicted model, not a curated record